AUGGUGGCUGACAUUUCCCGGAGAGACAGUACUACUCCAAAUAGACCCUUCAAGGCCAGAGUAAUCACUUCUAGGUACAUGUCUUCUUCUUCUACAUCUUCUUUGUCAUCACCAUCUUCUAGAAGAUGUCCUUCACCUGUUGUUUUAAGAACUGGGUUUACUUCAAUGAAUGCUCAAAAGAGAUCACAUUCUGUAGAAAGAAAACAUCCAGCUUCUUGGAUCAAAUACGGUGGUUUUGUUAGUAAUGGAGUGGUGGCGCCACCAUCUGUUACUUCUUCUUCUUCUUCUUCUUCUUGUUUCACUUCGACUAGAAGUUCAUCUGUUUCAUUUCAAGGAGAAACGUUUUCGUUACCAGUUAGUAAAACUAAAGCAUUUCACCCAUCAAGUUUGAAUCAUAACAAUCCAAGAAAACCCAGUCCAGAAAGAAUUAGAAGAAAUUCAUCACCAUUAAAAGUUAGAAAAAUUGAGAAUGUUGAUCAAGCUGAGAAUUUUAAAUUGAUUGAUCAACAUAGAUGGCCGGGUAGUCGGACCCGUCAAGUAAUGAUUUCAAUUAACAGUAUCGACAUUGCUGCAACUGCUAAGGAACAUAAGAAACUUGUUCCUGAAUCUGAAAUUAGUAAUGAAAAGGUGUCUUUUGAUUAUUGUGAUGAAUUACUAGUACUAAAUCCACUGGAUGUUUAUGAUGGUUGUAAUGGGCUAGGUAUCGGGCGAAGAAUGACUCGACUUAGUGAUUCGAUUGAAAGUAGUACUAGUUCAGCUAACAGUGUUCUUACAACAUUUCUAUCUUCAUCUGAUACUGAAAGUAUAUCUUCUGCAAGUAAUUCUUCAAGUGCAAAGAGUUUGCCGUCUCAAGAUUGUAGAAAAUUUGUGCCUGUAAUUGAUGCAAGGAAAAUUGUUUCUCCAAAAGUGAACCUAUUAAAGAAGAACACAGCAAGGGAUAAUCCAAUAUCGUCUCCUCGGAGGGUGGGGAUUCGAUCCACCUCCCCAAGUAAACGUUUAAAUGUUACCCCGCCUACAGUGUCUUCUUCUUCUAAGACAAUUCCUGGACCUGGUAGUAGUCCAUUACGGAUGAGAAGUUCAAUCCCGGACAAUGUUACCUCUGACAAGUUGAGUAAAAAAAUGCCUUCAAGUUUUAGUUCUAGUAGUGGUAUUGGGGGAUUAGGGAGAGGUAAAGUGGGUGCGAACAGGAUUUUUGAUGCGCACCAGUUGAGGCUUCUCUAUAAUCGGCAUUUGCAGUGGCGAUUUGUUAACGCGAGAUCUAAUGCUGCAUUGUAUGCUCAGAAACUAACUUCAGAGAAAAGCAUAUACACUGCAUGGGUAGCUACGUCAGAAUUGCGCUGCUCUGUCACACUUAAAAAGAUCCAAUUACAUUUGCUGAGGCAUAGUAUGAAGCUAAAUUACGUUCUUAAGGGACAGAUGGCAUAUUUGGAAGAGUGGGUACAUUUAGAAAGAAAUCACUCAAAUUCUGUACUAGGAGUAGUCGAGUCCAUAAGGGCUUGCUCUCUCCGCCUUCCAAUUGUUUGUGGAGCCAAGGUCAAUAUACAAAACUUGAAAGAUGCUAUUAGCUCAGCUGUUGAUGUUAUGCAGGCAAUGGCAUCCUCAGUUUGCUCAUUAUUAUCCAAGGUAGAAGAGGUAAACAGAUUGGUGGUUGAACUUGCAAAUGUCUCUGUGCUAGAAAGGGCGUUGCUAAAUCAAUGCAGAGAUCUCUUGUCUACAUUGUCAGAUAUGCAGGUGAAUGAUUGUAGCAUGAGAAUACAAACGCUGCAGCUAGUUCGCGCAUAUGGACAAGAAGGCUGAAUUAUGUAAAUGUACAGUGACCUCAUCUUAAUGACCCUACUCUUGCUGUCAUCAAACCUUCACAUUCACCUUAAGGAAGUACCAGGGCAAAGUAAAUACGAGAAAUUUUGAACGACGGGUCUCCACCAUACAAAAGUUAAGAGCAGAUC
Papaver somniferum (opium poppy) is the source of this 1946-nucleotide messenger RNA. RefSeq names its product QWRF motif-containing protein 2-like. The coding region runs from base 1 to 1797 and encodes 598 amino acids. The transcript is spliced from 7 exons. NCBI's taxonomy places the organism in Eukaryota, Viridiplantae, Streptophyta, Magnoliopsida, Ranunculales, Papaveraceae. Gene Ontology annotation, cellular component: centrosome; cytoplasm; nuclear microtubule. Gene Ontology annotation, biological process: spindle assembly; centrosome cycle. Gene Ontology annotation, molecular function: microtubule binding. The record is from RefSeq and is a predicted model, not a curated record.